AUGUGGAAGCACAAAAUCUUUGUCACUAUUGGCGACCAAGAGCCUAUCUGGACACCACCACCAUCUGAUACAAUGAGAGUGGAUGUGGACGCGUCGGUUUGGAACCAGAAUCACGUUGCUUGUGGCAAAGUAACUAGGAACGCUGAAGGUGACUGGAUAAUGGGCUUUAAGAAGAAAUUGGGAUAUCUAGGCUCUACUGCGGCUGAGAUCUUGGCCAUUAAAAAUGGACUGGAACUGAGCAAAACUCUAGGAUUCUUUGAGAUUCAGCUUCCUAAAGACUCUCUUGAUGCUAUCAACCUUCUUAGGAGCUGCUCUCCUCAUCACCCUUUGAGAGGGGAGAUUUCAGAGGUUAGAGGGAUUAUCUACGACCAUUGGGAAGCCAGAAUUAUUUAUUUGCCCAGAACUUCUAUUCGAUGA
Molecule: messenger RNA, 417 nt
Organism: Prosopis cineraria
Lineage: Eukaryota; Viridiplantae; Streptophyta; Magnoliopsida; Fabales; Fabaceae
Exons: 1
Coding region: 1-417 (138 amino acids)
Molecular function (GO): RNA-DNA hybrid ribonuclease activity; nucleic acid binding
Source: RefSeq, a predicted model, not a curated record